Babesia sp. Xinjiang is the source of this 1344-nucleotide messenger RNA. RefSeq lists its product as uncharacterized. Lineage: Eukaryota; Apicomplexa; Aconoidasida; Piroplasmida; Babesiidae. Gene Ontology annotation, molecular function: DNA-binding transcription factor activity. Gene Ontology annotation, biological process: regulation of DNA-templated transcription. The transcript has a single exon. The coding region runs from base 1 to 1344 and encodes 447 amino acids. The record is from RefSeq and is a predicted model, not a curated record.
AUGACGGCAAAUGAAGAACACGAAUUGACGGCUUUCGAGGAUCAUGAUGCUUCUGAACAACAAAGCACAGCUCAUCCGACACCGGAAUCAAGCUCAGCAUCUGCAUCGGUAUCACCCGUAGCAAAAAAUGCAAACGGGAAACCGUACAGAACUACUAGACGAAAAAUGCCAAUGCCACCACCACCAAGGGCUACACCAUCAAGCUCAUCGGGAUACCCAGGAGUUAGCUGGAAUAAAAGAAUGGGAGCAUGGCUGUCAUUUUAUUAUGAUGCAGACACAAGAAGAAGUCGUACAUUCCAUCCGAAAUAUUACGAUUUCGAUGUUGAAAAGGCAAAACAAGCCGCUAUAGAAUUCAUGAAGUCUAUUGAGAAACACCCAAGAUGCAGCUUACGAAAAGGUAGAAGAGAAGCAAAAGCUGCUGCACAACUUAAUGCGAAAAAUGAAGAAAAACAACAGUUUGCAGAAGGAGCAGGACGAACGCGAAAAAGAUCGGCAAAUAAUCACCUAAUGGGGGCUGAUUAUAAUGCGCGAAAUGCCAAAUCACCCAUCAACCGCCAAAACACGCAAACGUCUAUAUCCGAUAUGUAUGAUCUAGAAGCUUUGAAGAGAAAUUUUCAUAUGAACUCAAAUCUAGUAGAUCCAUGCUAUAUAGCUAAUACCGGCUCAAUGGAACCGGAGUACUCAGCACCAGGGGGACUGCUGGAAAAUAACUAUCUAAGCGGGUCAUUUGAAUCACAACAGGACUUCGACAAGGGAUAUCAGAGCCCGAUGAACUGGCAAUCACCACAUAAUUUCUUCGGAAAUCCAGAAUACUACGUUGAUACGCAAAAUUAUAGUCUACCCUUUCUAGAGGGAGAUAUGGCAUACUCACCUCAAGCAAGCAACGUAUUUCCUGAAAGUGACGUAGUGUUCGCGCCGAACAACACAGAAGUUUCACAACACCUACCAACACCUGAAAGAAUGACACAAGAACAACAAGAUAGACACUCUCAACAAAUGUUUGUAGGAAAUUAUGAAACGUCGCCGACAAACGAAGAAACGGACAUACGCAUGCUAAUGCAAUCUAUCGCGCUCUCGUCAGCAGAAAAUGUUGACGGAUUUCGAAUGAACUCGUACAACUAUGGGGAAAGCAAUGCAAAUUACCAAAACACGCCACAAAGAUACUCCAACAGAAUGAACACUCCACUAGGGAGCCCGUACUUUUCUCCAUAUGUACAAACGAUUUACAACCACUUCCCAGAAGACUCGGAUCUAAAUAGGACAUUCGGAUUUCAAACAAUGCUUCUAGCGAAUGAACCGCAGUCUAAUCAACAAGCACAAUCUGUGAUGCACUCACAGAGCUGA